ACUUUCUGCGGUCUCCGCUGUCGCUUCCUCGUCGCUUCCGCUACGAAAAAAAACCGUGUGGAGGCCAAGCGCCCGACCAAAUACGCCGCUCUGCAGCCGCCACCUAUCGGCCCUGCUUUGACCACUCCGGCGAGAUAUGGCCUCCUCGUCGUGGUGUCUUUCAUCGGGCGCGUCGCUUUCUCGGCCUCCGCAACAGGCGCAGGCGGUGGCUCUGGGCCUGGGCGGACGAUGCGGGCGCGCCCUUUUGCCGACAAGGAAAAUCCGAGGAAGGAUUCACGGUGUUGUCUGCAUGUCCCCACAAGAAGAGAGGAAAACCCGUCGCUCGCCUCUCGAUUUCCCAAUCGAGUGGGAGAGGCCCAAGGCUCCCAGGAGACCAGAUAUAUUUCCACAAUUCAGCCCAAUGAAGACUCCAUUGCCACAUCCACUGCCAGAAGACCCUCCUGAAGAGGAUGAGGAAGAGGAGGAAGAACAGCAGCAAGAAGGAGAAGAAAAUCCAGAAGAGGAGGAUGCAGAAAACCCAGAUCAGUCUGGAAUGCAACAUUAGUGAUGUUCUUGGGCACUGGUAUCCAUAUUGAUGAAUGUUUGAUUUGUUUCUUUGGGGAGGGAAAUUCUAACUGAUACAAGACAGUUGGAUGCGUCGACUCGACAAUGGCUAGGAGAAUGCAGUUGUAGUUUUGGCCUCUGGUAUUAUACAAAAUUUAGUAGCUGUUAUUCAAUCCUAUGGUUAUUAAUAACAUGUAUUUUCGCAUCAACAUAUUGAGCUGACAAUUUAUUUAUCCUGAUACUAGAAAUUACAAACACAUACAGAUUGUGGAA
Molecule: messenger RNA, 816 nt
Organism: Zingiber officinale
Lineage: Eukaryota; Viridiplantae; Streptophyta; Magnoliopsida; Zingiberales; Zingiberaceae
Exons: 2
Coding region: 137-544 (135 amino acids)
Source: RefSeq, a predicted model, not a curated record